Messenger RNA from Stylonychia lemnae, 3813 nucleotides. Lineage: Eukaryota; Ciliophora; Spirotrichea; Sporadotrichida; Oxytrichidae. The record is from the annotation of a GenBank genome assembly.
AUGAUCUAUGGGGGUUCAGCUCAACCUAAUCAAGAGCCUUUACAAAAUAACUUCAUUCAGAUACCUUAAUAAAAUAGCUUGAGUGGAAUUUAAUAGCUUUAAGCUUCAUAAAUCUUGGCAUAAAACUAGGUUAAUACAUAAAACAUGAGUUAAGGCUAGACCGCCAUCCUUUUCUGUCAAUAAUUUCAUGCCACCCUAAAUUCAGAUAACUAGCCCAGUCAAUAACCAGACGCAAUAAUUUAUUUUUCCACUGCAGUUGAGUUGAGUUUAAACACUAACAAGCAACAUGAUGAAUCAAAGCAAAGUGCUAGUAGCAAAGGCAGUUCUUAGAAUACCCCUAAGCUUUAAAAAGCAAAUACAAGAAGAGAUACUGUUCCCGCUCAGAAUAACGUGUCUCUUAUUAAGAGACUGCAAUAUUAGGAAAAGGGAAAAAUGAACUCAUAAAUGAUUGGUACUGAUAGUAAACUGAAAAGUAGCAUGAAUGCUAACUAAGCACCCCAAACACCUAGCAAUUAGGAAACUAUCGAUUAGUUCUCAAUGGCAGACCCUCUUAAAGGAAUAUUAUCCAGGAGAUCUAGUUUUGGGGAUAAUUAGAAUAGCACUAGAAGUCUAAAUAACACUCAAGCUAAUUUUAAUUAAGAUUUCAACUUGAAUAGCUAUUUCGGAACCAGCGAGGUUGAUCAAACCAGAGAUAUAUUUAAAAGUAUAGUUGGGCCAGAAGGCUCUCUAGCUGAACAAAAGACUUUAAAGAAGUCUUCAAGCGAGCUAAUCCAAAAUCAUGAAGAAUUCUUUAUAGAGGAGGAGUAUGAUUACACUGAGAAUUUAGGUGAGUUGACACUGACUAUGAUUCAACAAAACAGAGACUCAAGGAAAUUCUGCAAAAUGAUUUAUCCAGAUAGCACACUCAAGACUGUAUGGGAUAUGCUCGGGAUGGUUAUGAUAUUUUACUAAGCUAUAAUGAUUCCUUACAGGCUAAGUUUCGGGGACACAGCUGAUGGUGCUCUUGCUAUUAUUGAGUAUAUCAUGGAUGUCUAUUUCAUAUUUGACCUAGGAUACUAUAAGCAAGGCAACUUGAUAAUGAACAGGAGAUUGAUUAUUACAAACUAUUUAUAAACGUGGUUUGUACUAGAUCUGUUAGCUUCAUUCCCUUAUACUUGGAUUAUCGACAACGCAGAUAAAGACGAUAAUGCUGAUGAAGAUUCUCCUAACUAUUCUCAAACAAAUUUAAAGGCUCCAUAACUUUUAAGACUCAUAAGAAUAAUCAGAUUUAUGAGAGUCUUGAAACUCCUUAGACUAUUAAAGCUUAAGAAUCUCGUUUACAAGGAAUUCUUCUUGAAUGAUUCAGUGAACUUAAUUAUUGACUUUGCAAAACUAUUUGUAAUAGUAUUUUUUAUCAUUCACUGGGUUGGCUGUUUUUUUUUUGCAAUUGCUAAUUUCGAAGCAAGUUUUCAUUCAGAUAAUUGGCUAAGGCUAGCAAACUUAAAUGAUAUGAGUGACUUUGAUUCAUUAUACAUUACAAGCAUUUAUUGGGCAUUCCUUACUAUGGCCACAAUUGGAUAUGGAGAUAUUUACCCAGUCUCAGUAAUAGAAAAGAUCUAUGUAAUGUUCUGCAUGAUUGGGGCUUGUGCUGUCUUCGCUUAUCUAGUUGGUUACAUUGGAUCAGUAUUAGAAAAAAGUGAGACUAUUAUUCAAGAAUUUAAGUAGUAUAAGUUAGAAGAAGAGGAAGUUCUUGACAUGCUUAGCGAAAGUUUAAGACUAGAACUUAUCAUCCAUAUGAAUGGAAAGAUGUUACAUAAUACCAUGUUGUUCAGGAACUUUGAUAUUUAGUUCUUAAGUGAACUCACAUUUGUAUUAAAGAAGGAAACACUCUCAGAUGACUUUAAGCUAUUCGAUGAAGGAGACAAAGGUUAGAAUCUAUACUUUAUCAUAAGAGGCAGUAUCAUUAUAGCUCAUAAGAAGACCUUUACUUAUAUUAAGGAAUUAGGAACUGAUGAAUACCUUGGAGAGAUAGCCUUUUUCUCAGAUUUUACUAGAAAAGCUACAGCUAGAUCUAAAAACUUCGCUGAAGUACUGAUCUUAGACAUCAAGGAUUUCUUAACUCAGGCCUAAAACUAUCCAGCAGUGCAUAAAAACUAUCUCAAUAUAAAAAAGAGCAUUCAAGAAGAUCCCAAAAAUCUUAAACUACUAGGCAUUACCUGCUAUCUUUGUGAAGGAAAUGGUCAUAUUGCUAUUGACUGCAAUAUUUUCCCAACAAUUCAAGGCAACUUGAAAGUUCAUGCUUAUGAAAAGCUUAAGAAAAUUUAGAAGUUGCUAACACAGCAAUCAAAAAGAGGAAUCAAAAGAGCUAGGCAUUAAAUAUCAAUGAAAAAGCAUGUGGAAAAUAUAGGAGAUCCAGAAGAUAGCAUUAUAACAGAAGAAUGCGAUGAAAAUGAUGAUAUAGAAUAGAUUAGAGAGGCCACAAAUGAAGACGAUGAGGAGGAGUUAUAAGAAGAGGAUGAUGAUGAAGAUGAGGAGGAAGAGCAAAAGAAGAGAGAUAAAGAGAAUCAUACAACACCAGAGAAAGGUCUUUCGCACCACUUAACAAAAAUUCUUAGAAACACAUAACUUUCAAAGCUUGAAGUAGGCAUAUAAAAUAAGUUAGCUCGAAUAUCAUCAGUUUCAAGUCAAUUCGAUCAUAUAAAAAGAGAAAAUACUCUAUAGUAAAAGCUAUAAAAAGGCAUUUUAAAAUAACUCACUUUUCAAAAGAAAAACUUAAAGUCAAAGAGUCCUCCUUCAAAUCAUAGAAUAAAUGGAAUAUAGUAAAUUGAUGAAGAAAAUUUAGGCUCAGACGAAUCAUCUUAGCAAACAACUUAAUAAUAGCAAUAGAAUAGAGCUAAGUUCAGAGAAAGCAUUUAGUAGUCACUGACUAUGAAGCAGCUUAACAGAAUAAUGACUAGAGUUAAGAUUAACACUGAAUCAAAUCAAAAGGUCCAAAAGAAUAGCAUGGUUGCUAGAGGGAUCAAAUUAGCUUUAAGAGAAAUCAACAAAGAGAUUAAGAAGACAGUUGUUUAAUCUCCAUAAUCCCCGCUCUAAUUGCCAUCAUAAUUGAGUACUAACAAAUCUGAGCCGAUAAAGAGUUAAUUGACAGCACUUGAAGCAUUAUCCAAGAAGUUUCAGCUAGUUAGCACUAAAAGUUAGACCUAAUUCUAAAGUCAAGAACAUAAAUCUAACACUAAAAUAUCUAAAGAUAUUGGUAUGAAGAUGAGAAAUCUGUCUAAGCUUGGCACUUUUAAAGACAAAAGCAUUGGUAACUUCAGGAAUUCACUGCCUAAAAACCCACAAACUAAUUCUGGCAUUGGCUCGUUUUCAUCUAUCACUCAAAUGAUCGGCAACAAUUUUUAGAGCAAGUUGAGAGGAGGAUCUCAGUCUCAUCAUGCCUAGGGAUCUAUUGGUGCUACUCUCAGCAAACUUUAGUUUGGCCCUAAGGUUGGAAAUUUGUCUAACCAAGGGACAAUGCAUGAAUUAGAUAAGAUCUCUUAAAUGGAUGAAAGAAAGAGCAUGAAGAGAUUUCCUGUAAUUAAUGAUAAAUCUGAUCGCCAGAAUAAGCAAAAUGUAAAAGAUAGGAAGAAAAGCGCAUUCAUCAAUGGGGCUGUUCCUAUUCCAGAUGAUUUGAACCUCAAUAUGCUAAACGAGAUUUUUGGCAACAUUUCAGAGUCUGAUUCUGACUCGGAGUCCGGAAGUAUCAAAUAAAGUGGAACCUCUUUUGAGAGUUCUAGUUCUGGAGAGUAAUUUGAUGAUGAUGAGGAAGAUAGAAAAGAGGAAGAAAAAUAAUGA